CCUUGCUAAUUGCUAUAUAGGAGGGUGAUGAAACACGUUCUUCAAUUGAGCAACAGUGAGAACUAAGUAAUUGAGACUGGUACUUAGCUUGUGGAGUGGAGGUGUGAGACGAUAUGGCUUUGGGAGGAAGAGAAGUGAUGUUGGCAGCCUUUGCCUUGGUCUUGUGGCUUGGCGCAGUGGGAGCACAAGGCCAGCUCCAGGUUGGUUACUACUCCCACAGUUGCCCUCGAGCUGAAGAGAUUGUGAGGGAGGAGAUAGAGAAGGCCCUCAAGGACGAUGAAGGUGUCGGAGCUGACCUGCUUCGGAUGCUUUUCCAUGAUUGCUUCGUCAGGGGCUGUGAUGGUUCCAUCUUUUUAGACUCCACCAAGACUAGCAAAGCGGAGAAGGACGCGAAGAUCAACCUCGAGCUGGAGGGGUUCGAAAUUAUCGACGCCGUGAAGAAGAAGCUGGAAGCUGCCUGCAAGGGAGUCGUUUCCUGCGCUGACCUCCUCGCAUUCGCGGCCAGAGACGCCGUUGUUCAUUACGGAGGAAUCCACUACAGGGUGCCGUCGGGCAGAAAAGAUGGCCGGAUCUCCGUUGAAUCCGACGCCGACACCCUCCCGUCGCCGAACUCUAAGCUCGCCAAGCUCACCGACUUGUUCAUCUCCAAAGGACUGAGCCAGCAAGAUCUCGUCGUCCUCUCUGGAGCUCACACGGUGGGCAUUGCGCACUGCGACGCCUUCGAGAAGCGGCUGGAUUCUCAGGACCCGACGCUGGACAGAAAGUACGCGAGGGCGUUGAGGAAGCAGUGCCCGGCCAAGAGCAACAACACGGUGUCGAUGGACCCGCACACGCCGCACAAGUUCGACAACCACUACUACCGCCUCGUCCUCCGCAACCGCGGCCUCUUCACCUCCGACCACACCCUGCUCUCCACCCCCAGCACCGCCUUCCAAGUCAACCAACUCGCCUCCAACUACAAGCGCUUCCAGCUCAAGUUCGCCGCCUCCAUCGUCAAGAUGAGCGCCAUCGGCGUCCUCACCGGCUACCCCGGAGAGGUCCGCACCAACUGCAGACGCGUCAACUGACCAUCGAAGCUAGCCCAUGCCGCCAUGCAUCUCCAUUAUUGGUGUUAAUUACCAACAACUGUACACUGGCUUGUUCCUUCAGCAUUCAAAAUUCGUGAAUCGUUUGUUCUCAUUUUCUCCCCUCUGUAAUCGUCAAUAAUUGUUAAAGAUGUGUUGUCAAAA
Molecule: messenger RNA, 1229 nt
Organism: Zingiber officinale
Lineage: Eukaryota; Viridiplantae; Streptophyta; Magnoliopsida; Zingiberales; Zingiberaceae
Product: peroxidase 5-like
Exons: 4
Coding region: 114-1067 (317 amino acids)
Biological process (GO): response to oxidative stress; hydrogen peroxide catabolic process
Cellular component (GO): plant-type cell wall; plasmodesma
Molecular function (GO): peroxidase activity; heme binding
Source: RefSeq, a predicted model, not a curated record